Molecule: messenger RNA, 2501 nt
Organism: Haliotis rubra (blacklip abalone)
Lineage: Eukaryota; Metazoa; Mollusca; Gastropoda; Lepetellida; Haliotidae
Exons: 8
Coding region: 665-1717 (350 amino acids)
Source: RefSeq, a predicted model, not a curated record
CAGACAGGGUGGACAAUACAGAGCAAAUCCAACGUGCAGGUUCCACUGAGACAGUGUGCCAGUUUUCGACUGAGUCCUGCUGUGAUGAGAGUCAGCUUCGUCUUCUUCCAUGCCUUCAUUCUGCCUGUAAGCCAUGCCUUGAUUACCGAGCUUCACAGACAGGAAUGGAAGAGGAAUGCAUCCACUGUCCUUCCUGUGGCCGCGAGGUCACCAUGGAACAGACAACAGUAGAUCAUGUCAGACGAAAUGAAGCUGCCUACUCUGAAAAUGUUGACAAAGGGAAGAAAUGCAACUACACCGAAGAAGAUCAUGCUACACCGGCUGUGAUGUUCUGUCACGAAUGUAAUGUACGCCUCUGUUCCGACUGUCAUAACAUGCAUGACAAACUGAAACCGAAUCAAAACCAUUGGACGAGUGACAUCAACCAGACAGAGAAUAUCUCCAUGAAGCUGUGGCUGAGGAAGGUAAUUGCAGUGACCACCCUGACAACAAACUGCAGCUGUAUGACCACACGUGUAAGAAAGCUGUCUGUCUUAUAUGUGUGCAUGGGGCCCACAAGGAUCACCAGAAUGAAGACCUCAAUCAGGCCUAUGACGUAGCAAAGGGUCAGCUAGAGCAGCAAGUACAGAAGCAGCAGCAUAAACUGAAAGAUGUCACUGACAGGAUGGGAAGUGUCACCAGUCACCAAAAUCAACUGGCAGAGACGCAGAGAAAGCUGAAAGAGGACAUCAUGGCAGUUUGCAAAAGUGUUGCUGCAAAGUUCCUUCAUCGACAGAAACAACUCAUGGAAGAACUUCAAAUGAGUCUCCAAGCCCCAAACGAAAUGGUUGAAGAGAAACUUGACACUUUACAUGACGUCCAUACUUCAAUAGUAUCGGCGAUAGACUACACCCAGAGAACACUUGAAUCUACAAGACGAGAGGAGCUCAUUACUCUCACAGAUGUACUCCAGACGAAAUGUCAUGAAAAUAUGAAGAGGGAGCUUUCAGAAGAUGACACACAAGACACAAGAAUCCUUCUUACCUUUCAAGGCCAGAGAGCCCUGGAGGAACUUAUCGACACAUUUGGUGGUCUCGCCUCCAGUCUCAACAUGGAUCAUAUUCCAGAUUAUCAGCCUACUUCACAAGAUCUGCUGACGACGAUAAGGAGAGAACGAGAAACCAUCAUGAUGCAUGAAGGGCGGUGGCAACAACUCCGACAGAUGAUACAUAGCAUCAUCCCAGAACUCAAAGGAUCAGACAGCAGAAUGGCGAGAUCACAGGAACCUGAACAGCUAACAUCACAAGAAGUGCAUGGCAUUGUCACAAAUCUCAUAACCGCAGCAUUCAUCCCCGGCGAGACAAAUCCACGUGGUAUUACGUUUCAAGGCUAUGUCACAUUGCACGUCAUAAGACCGGACCGCAGUGUUAAUUUCAUCAUCUGUCCUAAACUCCAACUGGACGCUGGUCGAGUCAACACAGACUACUGCCAUGUUACUACAGACGGGGAGCUGGCCAACUCGCGGCCCGCCACACAACACACGGACAGUGGCAGUCUACAGGCAUUGAUGGGCACACGUGUAGCUCCACCCCCAUCCCCCUUCCUCCAUCCCCCUCUAGUGUCACCUAUGUCCCCCACACAACACGAUACUGGGAGACCCACACCAGGGUGGGUGUGGUGGAUGGAGUGUUGGGGUGGCCUGUCCUGGAGGUGGGUAUGGGGGAGGAGAGCCAGGUAGACAGUGGGUGGUGUGUUUGUUACCAGCCCCGCUCCUGGUGUGUCAGUGUAGUGAGCUGUGACACACACCGGGGGAGUCUCUGUACCAAGGUGUGUCUGGCGGGGGAGCGGGGGAAGUGUUACAGAAACACAAUGUCUAACAAACCCGGUACACAGGCCACCCUCCACUAUGGCGUUGUGUUGGAUGUCGGGAGGGGUAGAAUAGGAUUUAUUGACGUAGACAGGUCGGCUGUUUUAGGGAAAGUUGAUGUGGAGUUCAAGGAGGAUCUUCUCCCUGUGUUUGCUGUCCAUCCUUUCAGUGGCUGCACAGUAAACAUGAAGGUGGUCAGUUGGGAGGAGAUCCUCAUGUCUGACAUCAAGAAAUCACUCAUUAAUGAAGUCCUGGCCUAAGAAAUAAACUACACAUGACCCAGUGUAAACUUGUAAAUAUCACACAUCAACUUUAUCAGACAAAUUCAAUACAACAGAACUGAAAGAAGCGGACAUAGAAGUUACCUGUUCAUGUGUUGUAUGUUGUGUACAACAAUGUAACUAGGUUAGCUAAAUAUGUCGGUUUUCUACAGGACAGUUUUCAUUUGUGUACUAGCAGCAUUUUACAUCCACACAGGAUUAUUGUUAUGAUUAUUAUUAUGUUAUAACUGAUUAGUUUAUGAAACAUUUCAUACAUUUCUGGGACAUGUCACAACUAACAACUGAGUUGAUGGUUGAGUAAAAAGUUGUUUCAAGUCAUGAAUAUCUUGACAUAUUUUGUUUUUCUUCUGUGAAAUAAAUAAUAUAAAUACCCA